Messenger RNA from Phoenix dactylifera (date palm), 786 nucleotides. The record is from RefSeq and is a predicted model, not a curated record. NCBI's taxonomy places the organism in Eukaryota, Viridiplantae, Streptophyta, Magnoliopsida, Arecales, Arecaceae.
GAUGCGUUCGAGGGAGACGGAAAGGACGACAUCGCAAGUGGGAUGGAGGGUAUCCAUCAAAGGAGGCGUUGCAGCGAAUAGUUUGUUCGCGACCGGGGGGAUUCGAGAAUGGUCUUCGUCGCCCUUCCCCCUCAAACCCUAAUUUUCUACAGAAAUCCUUCCUCCUCCCCCUUUCUGCUCGCCAUCAAUCUCUCCUCCGCCAUUAGAAUUCGCAAAAGAAGAGACAUUGGCGCUACAUUUAGAAGCAAUGGCUCCUAUUGGAGUAGUAAUUCUCAGGAAGAGAAAUCCCUCUCUCAUCGCACCUCGAUCGUCCUUUCUUCCAGGAUUUGGUUGGGUAAAUUGGACAACUGCUUUAAGCUAUUGGUCUCGGGAAUCAUCACAUUCUCCACUCUAUUCUCGCUCAGUCCCGUGGCUGAUGCCGUCAGUGACCAGGCCUACUCCUUGACGUAUCAGUGUGAAGAUGUUGGGAGUUAUUACCACGAUGUUGAUGGGUUGAAAGGUGCUGCAUUGAUGAAGAAGCUCAAUUCCAUUGUUUCCCCUCACCUAUCACUGCCUUACAAAGAGGUGUGGGAUGCGCUCAAGUUUCUUGAUGCAGCUGAUAUUGAUAACCCAGAAACCUCCUCAGAAGUAAUUGAAAUCUACUCACUGAGACCAGUCUCGAAGCUGUUGGCAGGAAAGCCAGAAGGAUGGAACAGAGAACACUUAUGGCCUCGUUCAUAUGGCCUAACAGAUGGCCCAUCUUUAACUGAUUUACAUAAUAUUCGUCCUGCAGGAUGUCAAUGGUAA